GCGUCGUCGUUUCGUAUAGAAAAUAAUGUUUCUUUGUGCAGAAUGAAGUAAAUGAGAGCCGCUUCCAUUAAUAAAAACGGAAAGGAUUUAGUUGACCGGAACCUGGUUCGCCGUUCGCUCUUAUCAUCGUCAUCGAAAAAUGAAAAAUGGGCAAAAAAUGUGUGGUGCACGGCUGCGGAAGCCGAACCGGAGAUACGGUUUCAUUUUACGGAUUUCCGAACGAUCCUGACACGUUGACAAAAACAGCAUCCCUGGAAAAACGUUUGACUCUGCCACUAGUGCAGCUGCGAGAAGCUGUGAAUCGAUAGCGAACGCAUGUAGAAGAUGCGAAGCCGUUUACCGAACAAACAGCACGGAGAUACUAACAAUAGUUAAUUUCCAGUGAAAAGGUUAUUCUCGAGGCGAAUCCCUGAAAAUUAUCAAUACGUGCAAUUCGAUUCUAAUGGAAGCCAGCCAGGAGAUACCGAACCAUUUGCUGGAGAAACAGUCUGUCGUGACUUCACGUCGUGAUUGGUACAACGAACGUGGAACAAUCCCAAAUCGGUGCCGAUAGAAAGAAAUGAAAGACAAACUGUAGUAAUUGAACUAUUAGGAGCAAGAAAACAAUCUGCGUUUCAGUGCCACCUCGCGGUAAAACAGAAAAUGUCGAGCUCCCAUAUUUUGUAUAUUCGUACAGAGCUUAUACUGGCAAAAAACCAGACAUCUCAGUGUUUGAUGAAGAGAAGAACUGUGCCCUGCGUUAAACCACGAAGACCCCGUUAUUCGUAUGAAAGCUACUCAGUUGCUUUCUAUGGUUCAUAAAAAUCUUUCAUCCGACUUGUUGUCCGAGACACAGACAACACAUACUACUGCAACGACUGUGACCGGUUGAAAAACCAUUAGGUAAUUCCAGCUAUUCUGGAGGGUGUUGACACUUGCCUCUAUUAAACACUUCCGGCGUGGUUCGGCCGUCAAACUUUCCAGCUACCAGUUUUUGAACAUUCCUUGUCCGAGCCAAGCGAAGGAUGAACGUGCCAAAUACAAAAAGUUGCUGGUGGCCAAGAUGGAUUCGUUACGAUUGCUGGUGCUGAAAAAAAUAUUGCGGAGCGUUUGACAUACCGGAUAUGAAAAACACUUGGACGAUAUAUGGAAUACUUUGAAAUUGGAGCUGAUGCCAGGUGGUGGCAACAAGGAAUAUCUGAUAUUUGAACUGGCGCUGGAAACAAAAAUGUUGUAAAAUGUUUGAAAACGGUAUCAAAGUUCCACUGGCCUGUGCGAGAGGACCGUACGAGUCAGCACAUUUUGUGGCUAAUAAGCUUCUGCCUAUGACAUUAUCCCAAUUAAAGGAGGACGCAAUCACGGAACAUCUCGUGCUAAACCGAACAUUGUUGGUUUGCAUGAGGAAGGAACAUGACAUCUUGAAAUAAAUGGAUCAGCAGCCGCUCGAAGUUGUGCAAAAGCAGUUUGUCCAAAUUCCAAUUUCAUCUGGGAAUGCUGACCACAAUCCUAACUAUUUAGGAAAACAUCCUAGAUUUGAAGUGUGGCCUGGAUCAUUAAUUGGAAUCUACAGAAAACGACUUGAUGAUUCCCGGCCUUUCUAGAUGGAAGAGAUGAAGCGGAAUCCAGUCGAAGAAACGGUCUAACAGGACGAGCAUGUUUUCCCGAAACCGAUGUUUUGCGAUUUUUGGAGUGGGACGAAGAAUAUACCGUGGAUUUUUCUGGCACCUGCAGCCAAUGCCUGCAAAGCGUGAUUGAAGAAACCCAAAGUGCCAUACAGCAACAAGGACAAUUACCACGACUAGUGACCGGAAUCGAACUGGAAUCCUUUUCCGAUUAUAUGAGUACAUGGACACUUGGUUGGCCACAUCACCGAUGCUGCUAUGCCUGGCUCCAUAACCGUCGGUCUUGAGCGAUGUUUCUCCAGUUUUCCCGAAUGUCCGAUUCCGAAAGGUCCGAUUCCACCGCAAACAGCCAGCGUGUUAGUGGCCUUCCAUGAAUGCACCACCAGCGGUUCUCAACGUAUCGACAUAUAAUAUUCUACGUAUGCAGUCACAAACAGCAGUCUAGUGGAUCGAUUGAGAUUCCUAUAGACUUGAUCCUAGGUAGCGAUAUUCCGGCGGCGACGCAUGCUACUAAAGAACUGGAAGACCACAAUCUGAUUGCUAUCUUGGAAGGUGAUGAUGCGAACAUUACGGAACAGCGACCGAAAUUUAAGUUAAAGUCGGUGGUUGCGACGAAGCCAUUGCCAUUCAUGAAAUCCAAUAAGAAGAACCGCAAAAAGAAUAAGCAUAUUAAGAAGAAAAAGAAGGUAUCUUCCUCAUCAUCCGCGGAUUCGUCAUCAUCGGACAACAACGAGGAGGAAGAGGAGUGGGUCGAAAAGUCGGGUAGCAAAGCGGAAGCCACAGCCGGAACUUCCAUGGGUAGUGGUGGCGCGGACGAGGAACUGGGCGAUGGCGUCGUGGGACCGACCAAAACCAGCCGUAAUCUAAGCCAGGACUUUGGUCGGGCACUGCUGCCUGGUGAAGGUGCCGCGAUGGCCGCCUAUGUGACCGAGGACAAGCGAAUUCCGCGGUGUGGUGAAAUCGGGCUUACAUCGGACGAGAUUGAGGGUGAGGGUGCCGCGAUGGCCACCUAUGUGACCGAGGACAAGCGAAUUCCGCGGCGUGGUGAAAUCGGGCUUACAUCGGAUGAGAUUGUCAACUUUGAGGACUUUGGAUACGUGAUGAGUGGUAGCAGACAUCGUCAUAUGGAGGCGGUCCGUAUUCGUAAGGAAAAUCAAAUCUAUUCUGCGGACGAAAAACGAGCGCUGGUCAUGUUCAGCAAGGAAGAACGUCAGAAGCGCAAAAACAAGAUCCUGUCACAGUUCAAGGAGAUGAUCAGCUCUAAACAACCCCAAUGACAAGCGUUGAGUAGUUUAGCGUUAACAGGCGUUAACUAGUAUUAACUGCGGGCGUGCUCUCAGGUUCGUCUCCAUACUUAUUUUCUGCCACAUCGCCAUUCAGAUGCCCUUCGUAGUGCUGCCGCCACCUUUGGGUUAUCUUUUAUAUUACUGUUUUUAAAUAAUAUGGACCUAUGGACAAUGAAAAAUAUAA
This is a messenger RNA of Armigeres subalbatus, 3071 nucleotides long. Its product is annotated as NKAP family protein CG6066-like. The record is from RefSeq and is a predicted model, not a curated record. Lineage: Eukaryota; Metazoa; Arthropoda; Insecta; Diptera; Culicidae. Bases 1976 to 2878 code for a protein of 300 amino acids. Gene Ontology annotation, cellular component: nucleus. Gene Ontology annotation, molecular function: chromatin binding. Gene Ontology annotation, biological process: regulation of gene expression. The transcript has 8 exons.